UCGAUCUUGGUAUAAUAUCUAUAGCAGCUGGUGCAUGGCAGAUCACGGGGAUCGACGAUAUGAGCACAUGGUAGUGUAGUGAGCUGUGUGCACUUGGACAAGUUAUAUGAUAAAGUGUACUGUUGGAGAAACAAUGAUAUUGGUGGAUAAUCUAUUUAAGAUAGUUUUCAAACCGAUUCGAGGGCCGGGAAGUAGAAAAUGCACUAUCGCCAUCGGAUGUGGGGGUGUAUGUUCUGGAAGCUUGGUCAGACGCAUGUGCACGCUGCUGUCGAGGAAGGUUGUGACUCAGCUGCAGGGGGCAUUCAUGCUGUAACGGUAAUCCGAGCAAACUGCCUCGUGUCUUGGGCGUCUAUGGAAACGAGAAGGCUAGUGAAGCAGCAUAAAACCGCACAAUACAAGCACCUCCGCACCUUAAAAGACACUACAAUCCCUCCAUCGUGCUCAAACGCCAUCAAAAUGUCGAACCUCAUUCCAAGUACCAUACCUCCUCGAACUUUUGAAGAUCAUGAGGCGACCGUACAGGCAGUCGCCGUUUUCCCCGAUAAACGACGAAUGGUUACGGGCUCAGAGGACAAUACACUUCGUCUGUGGGACUUGAAGACAGGUGCUGUGUUAAAGAAGAUGAAAGGCCAUAGCGGUGGGGUGUGGGCGUUGACGGUAUCACGAGAUGGUCAAAUAAUAGCAAGUGGUGAUGGAAAUGGAGAGCUCACCGCAUGGCACGGAGAAACCGGAGAAUCUUUCAUCCAACCCAUCAAAGCCCACUCUAAGCAGAUCACCUCGGUGGAUUUUUCUCCUGAUGGUACGGUGCUUGCCACUGGUUCACAUGAUGACACGGUGAAAUUUUGGUGUACCCAAACAUGGCAGAUGCAAGGAGAACCAAUCGAGUGCGGUGCUUGGGUUCACUGCAUUCGAUAUUCACCUUCUGGUGAACUUCUUGCGAUCGCAACAUAUGGCGAUAUCCAAAUUCAUAAUUCAGACACAAGGGAAUGUGUCGCAUCUUUUAAGGCUCACAUGCACACAGCAUUACUCGUGUGGACGCCCGAUGGCACGCGCCUUCUUUCAGCAGGCAGUAGAUAUGAUCCCACCAUUCGGGAGUGGGACACAUCAACUUGGCAGCAGGUCGGUCAUCCCUGGAAAGGCCAUGCUGAUCGUAUUAACGCCAUUGCCAUUAAUCCUGCUGGCACCCUCGUUGCCUCUGCAUCUGGUGACAAGCAUGUCCGUCUAUGGCGGCUCUCAGAUCGACGAACUAUCGCUAUCUUCCAGUAUUCAUACCCCACAUGCGUCACGUUCUCUAUGGAUGGUAAGCACAUCCUCGGCGGAGGUUAUAAUAAUCAGGUCUCAGAGUGGGCAGUACCCAGCAAUGCUCAUUCCAAGAUCCUGGUUAUCACGACGGCCCGCGACGCAUGUGUAACUGGAGACCUGUCUAAUGCUGAGGAGCUACUCACGCAAGAUAUCCACACCGACGUUAACGACUUUACUUCAUAUGCCAAUCGCUCAAUCAUUAUGGCUCGGAAACACGCCUGGGACAACGCCUUUGAGGAUGCAAUCAAGGUGAGAGGUUACAUCUCCAAAGGUCUUGCCCUCUGCGGAAAAGGCCUUGUGCGGGAGGCAAGGAUAGCAUUCGACGUCGCAUCCAUGUUCACGAACAAAGAUUCAGCCACCGACCAUUUCCUUCUCCUGAUAAAGGCCAUCGCACUCUUCGAUGCAGAUCAACACGAUGAAGCAAUGCUGCUCAUUAAAGAGCUCGCUGCAGCUUGUCCGAAUACCGAUCCUCACGCGCACCGUGUCGUAGAAACAUAUCUACGCGUUCAACUCGGAAUAAAAGCCUUGGGUGAUGCACGUUACGACGACGCCGCUGGCCAAUUCACUACCGCUGUCACCUCGGGCGCUUUGUCGUCGAAAAACAUUCAUUUAAUAUACGAGGACUUGACUGUGCUCUUUGGCUGGGAUUUCCAGUCCUCGUUGCUCACUACACACCAGAAACGGUGCCAGGCUUUCCUUUCCGCAGGUAAACCCGAUGAAGCCCUUGAAGCACUCGAAUACAUGAUGGAGACCAUCGACGAAACUGCGAAGGCCAGCUAUAUGGAUUGGUCCAACGAAUUCAAGGAGCGAUGUAGUGCACCCGAUAUGAAAGAUGGUAUUCUUGCUGAGGAGAUUCCGGGGCAAGAGCAAGAUGGACAUGAUACAGAACCCGAUUUCGUCCACGGAAUGCAUCAACAUUCUCAAACUUCCCAGCCACAACCUCAACAGCGCCCUGGCCUUCUCAAAAGACUCAGGCUUGCUAUGACGAGAACCCUUCAUUCAGCUCCCUCACCUGUACUAUCCAUCGCCCCGCCGCCAUUCGCUGCCGCUACCACCUUUAAAACUCACCUACGACACCUAUUUACCCGCAUGACCUCUCAUGCGGCGCCACCUGUCGUCGACGCUCCUUCUGUACAGGGUCAACAGUCUCAUACUACAGCGGGCGUUCCUGGAAGUGAUGACUCCUUGAUACGCGAUGAAGACUGUCAUAGAUCUCUUUCACCGGAUCCCAAUACGCAACAGCAACAUCAACCAGUAGCAAUUCAAAUAGACACUGGGGAACAUGGAAACGGUCUGUCGUGUUGCUGCUGCUAGGGACAUUAGUGAAUGUCCGCAGCAGUAAUAUAUCGAUCGACAUUGGCAUUUUU
Molecule: messenger RNA, 2669 nt
Organism: Suillus bovinus
Lineage: Eukaryota; Fungi; Basidiomycota; Agaricomycetes; Boletales; Suillaceae
Product: WD40-repeat-containing domain protein
Exons: 11
Coding region: 199-2616 (805 amino acids)
Molecular function (GO): protein binding
Source: RefSeq, a predicted model, not a curated record